CGACUGUUAUCUUCAGGACUUGACGGCCAACAGGCAAACAAACGCGGUGUGUAUCUAAACGCUCCUUAUUUCUUCGUUCAUGGCGGAUUCCCGUAGGAGUGCGAGCCGCUUCUUUUCGCGCAAGCGGCCGUUGUCACCACGUAGCCCGUCGCCGGUACCUGACUGUGAGUACGAGGCAAGUGUCAUCGACAGCAGCUCGGAACAGGGAGUGCCGUCACCCGCACGGGAAUAUGACGCACUAGCUAUCGAUAGCAGCCUGAAGCGAAGAAAAUCUUUGCCGAUAACCGAAUACGACGAAAUUGGAGUCGACAAUUUUUCGGGACGGGAAGAGCCGUUGCUGAAAAGCUUCGCGCGCGAGAACACGGAUGGGGAGAUUGGGAAAAGAGAAGAAAAUUGUCUGACGGAACGGGCUUGCGUUGCGUUAGCGGAUUCUGUCGAGGAGUACGAAAGGCCAGAUAAGGCCACAGAUAGUGUCAUAGGUCCCAGUGAGCCAAGAGAUUCCUCUACAAAAAUGAACGUAUUUGCCAAGUUCGCCUUUGCCGGUGCCACGAACGAGAGCCGCCCCAAACUAGUCUCUACGCUCAAUUCCUUUGGGGCAGUCGGCGCGAAAUCUUUCGCCAUCAAAGUCCCUAAACCUCCGAAAGUAAGUUGCAAGAAAGACUGGAUUCCGAUGAACUUCGUUUCUCCCAGCCAACGCAGCGAAAUUGUUCAGAAGUGGCAUUCCAUGGCCACUAGUGAGGCCUCUUUAGAGGAUCGACGUUUCGAGGUGUUCAUUGCUGCCCGUCUGCACGCUCGCUGUCAGGAAGGCACGACACGCAAGGCCAUGACUCAAUUGCGUGAACGGCUGGGAGCAGUAUUGACCGUCGCAACCAUAGCGCGGUCCGAGCCUGAAGAUUUUGUGGAUGCUCUCUCCUGUCUUCAGUACUACUCAACCAAGGCAAAACACAUUGUCAAGGCAGCGCGGGAAAUCGUAUCGCAAUUCGAUGGGGAGGUCCCGGAAAGGAAAGAUCACCUGCUCACUUUGACGGGGAUUGGACCGGUGUUUGCGGAUUUGUUGGCCGUUGUCAAUACUCGAUCCAUCCAUCGCCAUCAUUUAGAGCAGCAAAGUUUCAAAUAGUCUCCUGAAUCCUCGUGAUACUUUUGUACGUUGCUUACUGUUAGUUGUUAACCUCUGCUUCCUCCUCUUCUUGCAAUCCUUCCGAUUUUGGUUACGCGCAACUCUAGACCCCAUCUAUCAACAGGCAACUUAUGCUGAAGAGCACCGGCUUUUUCCGUACUUUCGGUGCAUUGAAGCACAGCCUCGGCUGGUAAGCAAGAGAGGAAAUGUCAUACUUUGGUCACGACAAGAAAAAAGGUGAGGCCUAGCAGUUAUCUCUGUUUGCAGAAUGAAUCG
Molecule: messenger RNA, 1393 nt
Organism: Phaeodactylum tricornutum CCAP 1055/1
Lineage: Eukaryota; Bacillariophyta; Bacillariophyceae; Surirellales; Neidiaceae
Exons: 1
Coding region: 80-1117 (345 amino acids)
Biological process (GO): base-excision repair; base-excision repair, AP site formation; nucleotide-excision repair
Cellular component (GO): nucleus
Molecular function (GO): oxidized pyrimidine nucleobase lesion DNA N-glycosylase activity; DNA-(apurinic or apyrimidinic site) endonuclease activity
Source: RefSeq, a predicted model, not a curated record